Paramacrobiotus metropolitanus is the source of this 1168-nucleotide messenger RNA. RefSeq lists its product as uncharacterized. NCBI's taxonomy places the organism in Eukaryota, Metazoa, Tardigrada, Eutardigrada, Parachela, Macrobiotidae. The transcript has 4 exons. Bases 331 to 963 code for a protein of 210 amino acids. The record is from RefSeq and is a predicted model, not a curated record.
GUGCCUGUAUUUUUAUUAAUUUUGUAAUUUUGUUACCACGCUUAACCUUGAACGGUAAUAUUACUACGAGUUCAAAUUAUACUUAUUACAUACUUGUCGUUAUUGACUUAUUGUUACUAUUAUAACAAAUAAAAAUUUGUGUUUUGUAACUUUUGUUUCUUAAUAUUUCGGAAGCACUACAGUUAUACAUUAUCUGUAGUGUUGUAUGUACUUGAAAACAUUUGAAGUUCAUUCAGCCCGAAUCAGCCAUGUCCAACUGUUUGCAUUUAUGAUUUAUGAUUAAUUUUGACUAGGUGCUCUCCGCACAAGCUUGUUCGUUUAUUACGUACAAUGUCGCGUCAUACGUUUUCUUUAGCAGAAAAAAUUACAGUUGUGGAAUUUGCGAAGCUUACGAGUAUCCACAAAGCUGCGACAACGUAUAAUGUUGAUCGUAAGUCGGUUCGUUCAUGGAUUAAACAAGAAGAAAUACUUCGGGUUUCCGUUGAUCAAGGAGGUCAGUCGAAUCGCAAACGUUUGAACGGAGCUGGAAGGAAGCCAAAGAAAUUAACGGAACGCACGGAUAAAAGCGGGAAAUUUUCGACACCUGCAAGUAAUGGCGCUUCGGAAUCAAAUACGAAAGGGUCAACCGCGAAGAGUACUUCUCGUGCAGUUCAGAAACGAGGGCGAAUACGGGAUCUGUUAGCACAGGAGGAAGAACUUAACACAGCCCUGGCAUCUGCCACUGUGUCUUGGCAGCAGGAUGGUGACCAGGAUCAUCUGCGCUCCUGGGUAACAGCCGCGUGGAAUCUGAUGAAAGUGUCUAUGCAGAUCGGUGAGAAUCGGAUGGAGACGGAAAUAUCUGGAUUAAGGAAGGACCUCUCUGAUGUGAAAGCUAAAAUCAAAGGGUUGGAAACUAAGCUGACUGGUAUAGAAGCACUAUUAGCCGCAGUGGUUCAGCAUUUGAGCCUUCCUCAAACCCAGUAGGACUGUGUUCAGGUUAUUUGUCAUUCUUUUUUGUCUGUUAUUAUUUUGUAGCCACAUUUUAUUAUUUGUUGGUGCUCGACCGUUUUUGUUUGCAUGAAAAAAAAUUCAGUUAAGUAUCAGUUGAAUCUCUUUGUUGUUGUACACAUCGUUGUCGACAACUUGCAAACUGAAAACUUUGACUGAAAAUGAAAUUUCGGCAGCGGAA